AUGGUCCAGGACUGGGUGGAUAAGGGGGGAGCUCCAGCUGCCACUCCUGCGACCACUGAACUGUUGGCAGAAGCCACUCAGUUGCUGAAGUCUUUGCGUAUGCCCAACCUGAAGGUGAUGCGACUGUCAAACCUGCAGCCUCAUGCUCAAAUGGUGUUGCUGGACUCUGGUGCAACACAUGGUCUACGUCCUGCAGUUUCAGAAGAAGAAUGGCAGUCUGGCACAAGAACUCAGGUGAUGUUGGCCGAUGGUGUCACAGAAAGCCUCCGUUUGAAGCCUGGCACCAAAGUUUCGCUUUCCGACCCUCUCCUUCGGCCUGAAAAUACCUCUUGGAUCGUUCCAAUGGGAUGCUUGAACGAGCUCAACUACAAGUUGGUGUGGAAAGACCACAUGUGCCAUCUCUACACAAAAGCUGGAGACAAGGUCGAUGUGGAACUUCACAAUGGAUGUCCCUACGUUGCUCAUGAAUUUGGAGCGAAGCUGCUGACGGUGUUGGAACAGCAUCAAAUUCAACAAGAGCUGAAAAAGAUGACCUUGAAGUCCAUCUUAACAAGAGGUGCUGCCGGUCUUGGCAACAACAUGAGCAUUGAAAUGGCGAUGCUUGUCAAGCUCAAGGAGGUCAUGCCGACUUUGCCUGAAGAUUUGGCGUUGAAGCUGGUUCCAGAUCUCUCAGUGCUUACGGACCCCAACAUCGGCUUGAACCUUCCAUGGAAUCGCAGAAAGCGAAAAAGACUCAUGAUGGCAAAGAAUGUGAUCAUCCACAUGUACAGUGGACCUGAUGCUUCUUACUGGGAGCGGCGUUUGUCAAAUGAGCACACUGAGGUCGUGGAGCUGAACCUGAAGCUGCAGUUGCCGAAGCAAUCAGCAGAUGGAUCCGCCGUGAAGCGCCUCCACGUGAAGGACUUGAAGAUCCUACUGGCGUUGUUUACGCCGAAGACGAUGUCCGACCUGUUGGUGAAGAUCACCCUCUGCCUGGCCUUGACGACCCUGAGCUCUCUGGUGAUCCUCAAGAACAACAACCUGGAGAUGGUCAACCACCUCAACAACAUGGUGAACGAGUUCAACAACCAGGGGGCCAUGAAGCUCAACAUGAACAAGGUCUUCCUGCAGGAGUUGCACAAGAUGAACCUGAUCCUCUCCAAGAAGAAUCGGCCCGAAGACCCUGAAAUACGUGCUGCUCAAGUGCGAAGCCAUGGCAGCAGAGAGCGUGUUCAUGCUGGUGCAGCUUCUGCAAUGAGCUUUAUAGUGGGGCAGACUCUUUUGGCCGAAGCCGAAGCUUUGGAAAUCAAGGGAGAACAAGAUGAAGCGGAUCCACUUUGGAUUGCUGCGGUGGUUUGA
Messenger RNA from Cladocopium goreaui, 1338 nucleotides. The record is from the annotation of a GenBank genome assembly. NCBI's taxonomy places the organism in Eukaryota, Dinophyceae, Suessiales, Symbiodiniaceae.